GAUUGAAUGGAGUUUAUUCUACAAAAGUAAUUUCCCUCGACACCGUCAAAAUAAGAAGAAGUUUGAAUCGUUGAAAAAAUGAUUCGUUUUGUGGUACUGAGUUUACUCUUGGUGGGUGUUUGGGGUGCAAAUGUUAAAUUCUUCCCAAAACCACGACUCGAUGGGAGAAUUGUGGGUGGUUAUGUGAUUAACAUUGAAGACACCCCCUACCAAUUAUCCCUUCAACGCUCCAACUGGCACAUUUGCGGUGCAUCCCUCAUAAGUGAAUCAUUCGUUCUCACAGCAGCUCAUUGCACGUUUGGUUCAAGUGCAAAUAGCUUCACGGUGCGUACACAGACAAGCUUCCACGGGAGAGGUGGUGUGGUAGUUGGGGUUAAGAGGAUCAUUCAACAUCCCAAAUUCGAUUACUCAACCAUCGAUUAUGAUUUCUCAAUUUUGGAACUAGCUGCUCCGGUGGAAUUUAAUGAGAAACUCCAACCAAUUAGGCUACCAGAGCAGGAUGAGGAUGUGGAGGAUGGUACACCACUUCUUGUUACCGGAUGGGGAAAUACGCAGAAUGUACAGGAAUCGCGCGAACAGCUACGAGCUGCCAUUGUGCCCAAGAGCAAUGAUGAAGUUUGCAACAAAGCCUACGGGCAAUUUGGCGGAAUUACGGCCAGGAUGAUCUGUGCGGGACUCCCUGAAGGUGGCAAGGAUGCCUGUCAAGGAGACUCUGGUGGCCCUCUCGCCAGUGAUGGUGUUCUCGUUGGUGUUGUAUCCUGGGGUUAUGGGUGUGCUGUCCGUGGGUACCCAGGAGUUUAUUCGCGCGUUGCUUCAGUCAGGGAUUGGAUCAAUGCAUCAACAAACAUCUAAAAACCACAAUUCUCAAAAUUUUCUCGUUUUUUUCUAUUUGUUAAUUACUUUAAAAAGAAAUAAAAAGAAGUUUUUCUUUUAAAAA
This is a messenger RNA of Lutzomyia longipalpis, 937 nucleotides long. Its product is annotated as trypsin-1. The record is from RefSeq and is a predicted model, not a curated record. Lineage: Eukaryota; Metazoa; Arthropoda; Insecta; Diptera; Psychodidae. Gene Ontology annotation, molecular function: serine-type endopeptidase activity. Bases 79 to 852 code for a protein of 257 amino acids. Gene Ontology annotation, biological process: proteolysis. The transcript has 2 exons.